UUGACGAAACCGCAUGCUAGAAAGCUACUUCCUGUUUUCGUCAAAAGUAAUUUUUGGCUUCGAUUAACAUAGUAUGAAUUAAAGGUUAACCUAGCAGAAAAAUGUCCUUUCAUUUACGCGUUUUCCAGCAUAAUUUUCGGAAAUUUAGCCGAUUACGAUCUGUUGCAUACAGUAUAGAAUGCGGUGGUAAUAAAUCAGACAGUGUCUCGAAAGAAACAGAGGCGCAGGAUGGAUUGUCAUGUAAGCUAGGAAAGAUUUGGCCAGAGGAAAAUUUAGCUGAAAAUCUGCCAGUUAUCCAGAUUACCAAGCCUCAAACUAGUUUGGCUAUUCAAACAUUAACUGCCACCCAAUCUUUACCAGGUCAUUAUAAUGACCAUACUAAUGAGAAGUGUCUCGUUCCACUUAAUAAAUCGGAUAUAGAAAGGUUAUUGCGUGGUGCUGUGUUAUCUAAUUCUGAAAAAAUAGAUAGUAAGCAUCGUCUUCUUGAUUGUAUAAAACCUUACAGCUACACCACAGAUGAUAUUUAUAUUGUAUCUCCAUCUACAAACUCUUCUGUUCAUAAAGUAGAUUACAACAUGUUGAGUGAUUCAAUUAUCACCAAAGAAAAUAUAUCGGUAACAUUUAAGGAUCAAGACAAUUUUUCUAAAUAUUUUGCUAUGAACGAUAUCAAAUCAGACAAUUCGAUUCUUUCAAAUGAUAAUAUACUGUUGUGUUCUGCUGGUCAAACAAAAGGUGAGAAGAAUUUGAAUGCGACAAAAGGUACAUCUCUCCCAAGUGUUGAACAAUUAGAAAAAAUGAAAGAAGCAUUAACUAUAGAGGUACAAAACUUUUUUAAGCACAAACUUGACUAUGGCCUAUUACAUCCAAAUGUCAUUCUGGAAAACAACUUUUGGGGAAAGGAAGAAAUUUCUGAGGGAAUCAAUCGGUAUGCUAUCCAGAUGUUAAAAUUUAGGGGGAUUUCCCACUGUGUAUUUAAUACAGUAGUUAUGCAGGUUUUAAGCAUAAGUUCUAAUCGUGAGAAUGGUACCAUUACAUUAAAAUGGCGAGUUCGUGGUUUGCCUCAGUUAUAUAUUUUCUAUUUUUGGAGAUAUACUCCUUGGACUUAUCGUAAAAAUCUUGAAAAUGAUAUGAGGUGGCAUGAUGGAAUUUCGGUAUUUACACUGAAGUCAGAUGGUUUGAUUCAUAAACAUAGAAUUGACAGGGUACAAGUUGAUGAAGAACCACUGGCAGUGAAAAAGAAAUCAUUAGCUACUAAACUAGCUCUUCUGGUUGGACUAGCUCCUAAACCAAGUAAAUUAAAAGUAGGCAUAUAAAACAAAAUGGCUGCAACAGAGGUGCAAGAAAUGAAAGAUAUGGCCAUUGACCGUGAGAAAUUAACAGGUACAAAUAAAGUCUCACCACUUGAAGAAUCGGGCGAGAGUCUACCUGGAGCAGUAAAUCAGGGCUUUGAAGGACAGUUAACUGAUAUAUCUAAUACGGCUGGAUUAGAAUUAAACAAUAGUGAAUUACCUCCCCUAACUUACGUUGAUUUUAUGCCUCGAUGUAUUGGCCAAUCAUUAGAUGGGAAAGAACCAGAAUUUGCAUCAUAUAGAACUGUUAUGGAACAAGUGAACCAAUGGUUAAUAUCAAUGCCACAAUAUAAAAUAUUCAAAGUUGAGACAAUAGAUAGGAAACUACUGGGUGAAAUGAAGUUAGAUUUAGAUUCAACUUUACAGCAUGAAUCUAGCCAUGGCCAAAAUAUGUAUGUUAGAGGUAUCAGAAUAUGGAUUUUCCCUAAUCCAAAUCCAAGUGAUGAGGUACAACAGAUUAGUUAUAUUAGUAUUUUACCUGAUGUCUCUGAGGGUAACUCAGCAGAUGUCUCUCUAGCUUUAUCUGCUAACUAUCGUAUGAGAGCUGAACAUCCUGUUCCUGCCUAUGAUACUCUUAAAAUAACAAUAGAAAAACUUAAUAGACAAUUACAGCACAGACCCCUUGCAGGAAAAAUAUUAAACAUUGAAACAUUCUCAGUAAAAGUAGUAGAAGGUGUUGGUAAUGAGAAACCUGACACAGAAUCAUCAUGUUGGAUAGAUAGUAAUAGAUCUAGUAGAUUGUUUCUGUAUGCUCUACGUGUUUAUUAUAUUACUGGUCAACAACAGUUUGAAACAAUAGGUUAUCAUGAUGAAGUACCAGAUAUUGUACAAACAUCAGAAGGUUUAGGGGUGAAGGUCAAAUAUGCACCAUUUACACAAGUUGUUAGUAGAACAGCUAGAUGGAUACAGGAACAAACAAAUGUACAAGUUGUCAAUCUUCAAUCAAUUAAUAUCCCAACAGAAAAACGAUAUGGAGGUCAAAUUAACUUUAAGUCUAAUAUCUCUGGGUAUGGGGAAUUACCAUUGAGUGAUUCUCAGUUUGUUAAAAUUCUAAGAACAUUUUACGUCACAAAACAAAAAAGUAAAAAUGACGAAGUUAUGCCAUCAGUUAAUUUAACUACACGAUUGUUUGUACCUAUAAGACGAGGACCAAAAGAAUUUGAAGCGUUUUCUAAAACUAUGCAAAGAGCAAUUGCUUGGUUACAAGUGACAAAAUGCCCUCUAUAUGGUAUGGAGACUGUAAAUUAUGUUAUACAUUAUAUUUAA
Patella vulgata (common limpet) is the source of this 2615-nucleotide messenger RNA. RefSeq lists its product as uncharacterized. Bases 1320 to 2615 code for a protein of 431 amino acids. The transcript is spliced from 14 exons. The record is from RefSeq and is a predicted model, not a curated record. Lineage: Eukaryota; Metazoa; Mollusca; Gastropoda; Patellidae.